AUGAAUAUUGGCGUCAACGUCGCCUACGGGUUUACUCCCAAAAAAAGACAAAAAGCCAUGGAUGCUAGAUUUGCCAAGAACGGUGAAGAAGCCAGAGAGGAGGAAAAUGAGAAAGAUGACCACCGCCUUUGUUCAGCCGUGGUCACACCAGAACGUCCUCAUCAUUCCAAGAGAGUGAGAAGAGCAAGAGCCAUCUUUCCCCUGGCUCUCUCUCCUAUUGCAGAAGAAGCCAGAGAGGAGGAAAAUGAGAAAGAUGACCACCGCCUUUGUUCAGCCGUGGUCACACCAGAACGUCCUCAUCAUUCCAAGAGAGUGAGAAGAGCAAGAGCCAUCUUUCCCCUGGCUCUCUCUCCUAUUGCAGAAGAAGCCAGAGAGGAGGAAAAUGAGAAAGAUGACCACCGCCUUUGUUCAGCCGUGGUCACACCAGAACGUCCUCAUCAUUCCAAGAGAGUGAGAAGAGCAAGAGCCAUCUUUCCCCUGGCUCUCUCUCCUAUUGCAGAAGAAGCCAGAGAGGAGGAAAAUGAGAAAGAUGACCACCGCCUUUGUUCAGCCGUGGUCACACCAGAACGUCCUCAUCAUUCCAAGAGAGUGAGAAGAGCAAGAGCCAUCUUUCCCCUGGCUCUCUCUCCUAUUGCAGAAGAAGCCAGAGAGGAGGAAAAUGAGAAAGAUGACCACCGCCUUUGUUCAGCCGUGGUCACACCAGAACGUCCUCAUCAUUCCAAGAGAGUGAGAAGAGCAAGAGCCAUCUUUCCCCUGGCUCUCUCUCCUAUUGCAGAAGAAGCCAGAGAGGAGGAAAAUGAGAAAGAUGACCACCGCCUUUGUUCAGCCGUGGUCACACCAGAACGUCCUCAUCAUUCCAAGAGAGCCUUCAUGCAUGGCCUUAAAGAUUACUUUGAGUUUCGCAGUGCCUGUGACUUUCUACAGUCCAAGGAAUCAGUGCUUCUAGAGAAAGGGCAGGAGCAGAUUGCUUCAUCAGAGAUGCCAUGGCAGACUCAGGGAGAGCUGUUCCCAGGCCGAGAGCAGGAAGAGCAGCUCAGGCAGCAGGUGGAAGAGCCACAGGAGAAUGGCCAGAACAUCAAAGCAGAGCCACAAGCAGAGCUGCCCGAAGCUCAGAGUGCCAUCAUGGCAGUGAAGAGGAGGAACAAGGAAGACAUGAGUAGAAUUCAAGAGGAUAAUCUCCAUCAGCAGAGGAGCGAUCAACAAAACCAGUCUAUCAAGGGACACGUGCAGGCAGAGCUGCAGGACUCUGAGGCUAGCAACAAGGUGGCCAUAAAGAAAAUAAAUCUCCAAGGACUGGGGAGGAAGGAACUAACUGUUAAUGAAAUCGUGAUCAUGAAGAGGUAUAGGAGUUCCAGUGUUGUGAAUUAUUUAGACAGCUACCUUCUGGGUGAGGAACUCUGGCUGGUUAUGGAGUACAUGGAUGGAGGCGCCCUCAGUGAUGUCAUCCACAAGACCUGCCUGUCUGAAGACCACAUUGCAGCCAUCAGUCGGGAGUGCCUGCAAGGACUGGAUUUUCUUCAUUCAAACGAUGUGAUCCACCGAGAUGUGAAGAGCGACAACAUCCUUCUCAGAACUGACGGUUCUGUCAAGCUGACUGAUUUUGGCCUCUCUACUCAGCUCACCCCUGAGCAGAGCAGACCGUGCUUGGUAGCCGGGACUCCUUGGUGGAUGGCACCUGAAGUGGUGACAGGUCAACCAUAUGGCCCCAAAGUGGAUGUAUGGUCUUUUGGAAUUGUGGGGAUUGAAAUGUUAGAAAAAGAACCUCCUUACUGGGACCAAAGUCAUACCUCGGCUCGACGCCUGAUAGCCACAGUAGGGACCCCAAAACUGCGGCAGCCCAAGCUCCUCUCAGCUUUGCUGCGUGACUUCCUGAGCUGCUGCCUGCAGACAGAUGAGGAGCAGCGCUGGUCUGCCAAGGAGCUCCUGCAGCAUCCAUUUGUAAGAUUUGCUGAGCCUGCGUCCAGCCUGGUGCCACUGAUUGUUUCAGUGAAGAAGAGGAAGGAGACAAGAAUGUGA
Agelaius phoeniceus (red-winged blackbird) is the source of this 2016-nucleotide messenger RNA. The record is from RefSeq and is a predicted model, not a curated record. NCBI's taxonomy places the organism in Eukaryota, Metazoa, Chordata, Aves, Passeriformes, Icteridae.